Molecule: messenger RNA, 1686 nt
Organism: Erigeron canadensis
Lineage: Eukaryota; Viridiplantae; Streptophyta; Magnoliopsida; Asterales; Asteraceae
Exons: 2
Coding region: 1-1686 (561 amino acids)
Source: RefSeq, a predicted model, not a curated record
AUGUAUGAUGGAAAGGAUGAUCCAGAUAAUCACUUAAAGCACUUUAAUGCCAUAAUCCGGAUGGAGAGGUGGACAGUCCCGGUGGCAUGCCAUAUGUUCGCACUUACCUUGAAAGACACUGCUCGGGCAUGGUUAGAUGGUUUGCCUAUGGGAAGCAUAAUGAACUUUGAAGAUCUUAAGACAAAGUUUAGGUCUUUUUUCAGCCAGCAAAGAAAGUACAAGAAGAUCCAUUUGGAAGCACACAAUAUUAAGAGAAAAGAUAAUGAAAGCAUACGUCAGUUCAUCAUAAGGUACACGGAAGAAACAUCCCUUAUCAAAGGAUUGAAUGAAGAUCAAAAAAUCUCCGGUUUCGUUCAUGGUCUCCGAUAUCGCCCCUUGGUAGAAUUUUUGUCACAGGAUCUUCCGGAAACGUAUACAAGUGUCAUGGACAAAACAUACACGUUCCUUAUAGCGAAAGAAACAGCUGGAGAAGUCCAUGGUGCACAUGCUCUGGAGGGGAGGCCACCGUGGGGAGGAGGUCCAGGGUCCGGUGGUAAAAGGGGGAGGGUAUACAGAAAUGAAAGGGUAGAAAGGCAUAAGCAUUCUCCAUAUCCCUCGCAUCCUAGAGGACUCCCAUCAAAUAGGGGAAUGUUGUUCACUCCCCCGAGACCCCAAAGAGAUGUUUUGGCAACAGAGAGGUUACCACCAAGGGACCGUAGUAAAGGAAAGGCGAAGGACCUCACAAAAUUUUGUGAAUUCCACAACGACCAUGGGCACGAUACAAAUGAUUGUCGCAUACUGAAAAUCAAGAUGGAAGAAGCCAUGAAGACAGGAAGAUUGAGCAACCUAAUAAAGGGGUUGAAGGAGCAGCGUCUAAAGAAUGAUCAAAGAAGGCAGAAUGUGGUCGAACAUAUGGGCCCAAAACAGGAACCCCUUGAUGAACCCAUCAUGAUGGUGGAGUAUGCAAGAGAAAGACACUUUACAGAAGGAGAAAGACAAAGGUGGGAACAAACGGCUAUAACCUUCCCGAUGCUACCUCCAGAUGAAGGAACAGAAGGUCCAAUUUUGAUAAAAGCAGUUAUAGGGAACCAUCCAGUGAAUAGAGUCCAUCUAGAUACUGGAAGUGGUUGUGAAAUAAUGUAUGAACACUGCUUCCUAAACCUAAGGGCCGCCUUGCGGAUGAAGAGAAGAGAUUCGGGAAAUGCAUUAGUAGGAUUCUCUGGAGAAAAGUCUUGGCCUUUGGGAGAAAUAAAUCUUAGAGUGGUAAUUGGGGAACAUCCAAGAACAAGGAUGGAGGAACUAACAUUCAUAAUCAUCAGGGCGGAGUCCCCUUACAAUGUGAUAUUGGGCCGAACAGCCAUGCGCCGAAUGGGAAUAAUACCUUCCCCACUCCACGAUUUAGCCAUGUUCCCGACAAGAAAUGGAGUUGGAAGUGUACGUUCCGAAUAUAGGAAGCCUCACCAUUAUCAGUCUAUAUCCAUAGGGAAGCAGUUGCCAACAGAGGUCAAGAAGCAGCUUAAAGACAUGCUUCGAUUGAAUAAAGACGCAUUUGCAUGGGCUCCUUCAGACAUGACAGGGGUACCAAGGCAACUCAAGUUUGGAGAUGAAGUGUUCGAUACGCAGCAUAGGUUAAAUGUUCGUCCACAUGUCGAACCCAUCAAACAGAAAAGAAGGAGCCUAGCUCCGGAGCGGGCACGAGCAGCAUAA